Messenger RNA from Conger conger (European conger), 12265 nucleotides. RefSeq names its product teneurin-1-like. Gene Ontology annotation, cellular component: membrane; neuron projection. The transcript is spliced from 32 exons. Lineage: Eukaryota; Metazoa; Chordata; Actinopteri; Anguilliformes; Congridae. Bases 336 to 8489 code for a protein of 2717 amino acids. The record is from RefSeq and is a predicted model, not a curated record. Gene Ontology annotation, molecular function: protein homodimerization activity; cell adhesion molecule binding; protein heterodimerization activity. Gene Ontology annotation, biological process: neuron development; signal transduction; heterophilic cell-cell adhesion.
GCGGCAUAAGGGAAGAGGCAAAUCCGCGCUUCAACGCACGCUUUCGCACUUCUCCCACGAAGUACACUCGCUAUUCACUGAAGCUGCGUCUCCAAAUACCCCGACUGCAUCUGGUGAAGCAAACAAGGCUGGUAGACAAGCUGGGUCUCGGUGUUCUUCGAGGAUACAUGACGAUAAAUCAGACAAGGAUUUUACGUGUUUUUGCUUUCUUCAUAUAAGCUGUGAAGAAAUGGAAUGGGACUAACCUUCUGUUAUGGCAACACCUCGCAAAGAUCAAUCCACACCCUGUAUCCUGGAUCCAAUGAUUUAAUGAGCCCAGUCCAGCUUUGCCAGCCAUGGAACAGAUGGACUGCAAACCCUACCAGCCUCUCUCUAAGGUCCGACGCGAGAUGGAGCUGGCAUACACUAGCUCCUCGGACGAGAGCGACGAUGGGCAGAACGUGCGAAAGUCGUACACCUCCCGGGAAACGCUGCCUGACUACACUCAGGACGUGAGACUCAGCUAUAACAGCCACAAGAGGCAGAAAACCGUCACAGAGCCUGAUCAAGACCUGGAGUUCUGCGAGACGACGCCCCAGAUGAUGUGCCCACCCAGCUUUCAGGCUGAGCUUCACAGCUACCCGCUGGGGGUGGGGAUGGGGUCCGACGUGGACACGGAGCCGGAGGGCAGCCCGUCGCCCGACCACGCCCUGCGGCUCUGGAUGCGCGAGAUGAAGUCGGAGCACAGCUCCUGCCUGUCCAGCAGGGCCAACUCCGUGCUCUCCCUUACCGACACCGAGCACGAGCGCAAGUCAGACGGAGAGACCGAGCUCCCCAGUCCCCACGCCCAUUUCACCUUCAGGCCCCUGCCGCCGCCCCCGCCCCCUCCUCACGCCUGCACUUGCGCCCGGCCUGCCCCCCACGCCCCCCACGUGCCGGAGGGCCUGCACCGGAACACCCUGCCCGCCCGCAGCCAGAGCAGCCAGGCCGCCGAUCCGGGCGGGGCGCCCACCGACUGCGCGCAGCUCCACAAUAGCUGGGUGCUCAACAGCAACAUCCCCCUGGAAACCAGACACUUCCUGUUCAAGCACGGAUCAGGCUCCUCUGCCCUCUUCAGCGCAGCCAGCCAGAACUACCCCCUCACCUCCAGCACCGUGUACUCCCCGCCCCCGCGACCUCUACCCAGAAGCACGUUCUCCAGACCCGCGUUCACCUUCAGCAAGCCCUACAAGUGCUGCAACUGGAAGUGCACGGCUCUGAGUGCCACUGCCGUUACCGUGACGCUGGCGCUCCUGCUCGCUUAUGUCAUCGCAGUGCAGUUGUUUGGCCUGACCUGGCACCUGAAACCUGCAGAUGGGCAGCUCUACGAGAACGGCGUCAGCAAGUUCAACAAGGACUCUGAAACCAUGGAAACCACCUUUACACCUGCAGAUACUUCUGGGCCUGACAAGACUAGCAGAGGUGAUAAAGGAGAUAAAAGUGUGCAUCAGAAGGGCAGAGCGAUCGACAGAGGGGAGGUGGACCUCGGGACCCAGGUGAUGCAGACCAUUCCUCCAGGCCUGUUCUGGCGUUACCACCUCACCGUUCACCACCCCACCUAUGUCAAAUUCAACAUUUCACUGGCCCGGGACGCUCUGUUGGGAAUCUACGGAAGGAGGAAUAUCCCCCCUACGCACACUCAGUUUGACUUUGUGAAGCUCUUGGAUGGGAAGCAGCUGAUUAAGCCGGAGAUGAAGGGGUCGGAGGAGUCCAGCUCUGCCCCUCGAAACCUGAUCCUCGGCGCCCUGCAGGAGACCGGCUUCAUAGAGUACAUGGAUCCUGGAACCUGGUACCUCGCCAUUUACAAUGACGGCAAGAAAAUGGAGCAAGUACUCAUUCUCAGCUCCAAAAUUGAAACCAUGGACGGUUGCUCCACAAACUGCAAUGGGAACGGCGAGUGUGUGGCAGGCCACUGUCACUGCUUCACUGGAUUCCUUGGCCCUGACUGUGCAAAAGACUCCUGCCCGGUCCUGUGCAGUGGGAACGGGGAGUACGAUAAGGGCCACUGCGUGUGCCACCCGGGCUGGAAGGGCCCGGAGUGCGACCUCCAGGAGGACCAGUGCAUGGACCCCACCUGCUCCAACCACGGGACCUGCAUCCAGGGCAUCUGCAUGUGCAGCCCGGCCUACAAGGGCAACAACUGCGAGCAAGUGGACUGCCUGGACCCUCAGUGCGCAGGCCACGGCGUGUGUGUGAAGGGAGAGUGUCUGUGCUCGCCGGGCUGGGGUGGCGACGGUUGUGACACGGCCCUGCCGGCCUGUCAGGAGCAGUGCUCCGGACACGGCACAUACCUGCCCGACACCGGCACCUGCACCUGUGAGCCCAGCUGGACCGGCUCUGACUGCUACAUCGAGGUGUGUCCGGUGCCUUGCGGCAGCCAUGGCGUGUGCUCAGAAGGGCGGUGCCAAUGUGAGGAUGGCUGGGAGGGGCUGGGGUGCGACCAGCGAGCGUGUCACCCGCGCUGUGAGGAACACGGACAGUGUCGGGAUGGGAGGUGUGAGUGCCACCCGGGGUGGGAAGGAGACCACUGCACUAUAGCACACUACUUGGAUGCUGUUGUCAAAGAUGGCUGCCCAGGCCUUUGUAACGGAAACGGUAGAUGCACGCUGGAGCAGAGCGGGUGGCACUGCGUGUGCCAGGCAGGCUGGAGCGGCGUGGGCUGCAACGUCGUCAUGGAGACGGAGUGCGACGACAACGCCGACAACGACGGAGAUGGGUUGACAGACUGUGUGGACCCAGACUGCUGUCAGCAGCCCAGCUGUUCUAGCGGUCCCCUGUGCCAGGGUUCCCCCGACCCACUGGACCUGGUGCAGAAGAACCAGAUGCCCUUCUUCCAGCUGCUCCCCCGCCUCUUCUUCGACCGUGUCCGCUUCCUGGUGGGGAAGGCCAGCACCCACGUCCUGCCAGGGGACCUACCCUUCGACAGCAGCCGAGCGUGUGUUGUCCGGGGCCAGGUUGCAGCGAUAGAUGGAACUCCACUGGUGGGAGUCAACAUCAGUUUCCUACAACACCCCGAGUAUGGCUUCACAGUCAGUCGGCAGGACGGCAGUUUUGACUUAGUGGCUUCUGGGGGGAUCUCCGUGACCCUGGUGUUCCAGCGUGCCCCCUUCAUCACCGAGAGACGCACCGUCUGGUUGCCAUGGAACCAGUUUGUGGUGCUGAACAAGGUCACCAUGGACCGAGUGGAGACCCCGCCCCCCGUCUGUGACAUCAAGAAUUUCAUCAGCCCGUACCCCGUGGUCCUGCCCGCCCCCCUCACCCGGUUCGCUGGAGCCUGUGCGGAGAGGAGCCCUGUCAUUCCAGAGCUGCAGGCUGUCCAGGAAGAGAUCCCCAUCCCAGGGAGCUUUGUGAAGCUUAGCUAUCUCAGCUCCAGAACGCCGGGGUACAAGUCCCUCCUGAGGGUCAUCCUCACCCCCUCCGUCAUCCCCGUGGGCCUGGCCAAGGUGCACGUGGCGGCCGAGGUCGAGGGCCGCCUCUUCCAGAAGUGGUUCCCCGCCGCCCCGGGCCUGGUCUACGUCUUGGCCUGGAACAAGACCGAUAUCUACGGGCAGAAGGUCACCGGGCUCACGGAAGCCAUAGUGUCCGUGGGCUAUGAGUAUGAGUCAUGCCCUGACUUCAUCGUGUGGGAGAAGAGAACCGCACUGCUGCAGGGGUUCGAGAUGACCGGGUCAAACCUGGGUGGCUGGUCUCUGGACAAGCACCACAGUCUCAACCUGCGAAGCGGGAUUCUGCACAAAGGCAACGGGGAGAACGUGUUCAUAUCCCAGCAGCCCCCUGUCAUCGCCACGGCGAUGGGAAAUGGUUAUUACCGCGCCAUCCCCUGUCCCAGCUGCAACGGCCCGGCCCUGGACAGCAAGCUCUUCGCCCCGGUCGCGCUGGCAUGCGGCUCGGAUGGUAGCGUCUACGUCGGCGACUUCAACUUCGUACGCCGAAUCCUCCCGAACGGUUACACCAUCAGCAUCCUGGAACUCAGAAACCGCGACAUAAGACACAGCACCAGCCCGGCCCAUAAGUACUACCUGGCGAUGGACCCGGUAUCGGAAGCCCUGUACCUCUCGGACACCAGCAGCAGGAAGGUGUACCGGCUGCGGACUCUCACCGAGCCCAAAGACCUGGCCAAGAACAUGGAGGUGGUGGCCGGCACCGGGGAGCAGUGCCUGCCCUUCGACCAGGAUCACUGCGGAGAUGGCGGGAAGGCGUCGGAGGCCCUGCUCAACAACCCUCGAGGAAUUGCCGUCGACAAGAAAGGCUUUGUCUAUUUUGUCGACGGAACCAUGAUCAAGCGAAUCGACAAGAAAGGAGUCAUAACAACGAUGAUUGGCUCCAACGGGCUGACGUCAACACAGCCACUAAGCUGCGACGCCCGUAUGGACAUCACCCAGGUGCGUCUCGAGUGGCCCACCGACCUGGCCGUCAACCCCCUGGACAACUCCCUCUACGUCCUGGACAACAACAUCGUCAUCCAGGUGUCGGAGAGCGAGCAGGUGCGCAUCGUGGCCGGGCGGCCCAUCCACUGCCAGGUGCCGGGGAUCGACCACUACCUGGUGAGCAAGGCGGCCGUGCACUCCACGCUGGAGGCAGCCAAGGCCAUCGCCGUGUCCCACCGGGGGGCGCUGUACAUCGCCGAGACUGACGAGAGGAAGAUCAACCGCAUCCAGCAGGUCACCACCAACGGGGAGAUCUCUGUCAUCGCUGGGGCGCCCUCCGAGUGCGACUGCAAGAUCGACCCCAACUGUGACUGCUUCUCAGGCGACGGCGGCUACGCCAGAGACGCCAAGCUGAAGGCACCCUCUUCCCUGGCCGCGUCCCCCGACGGCGCGCUGUACAUCGCCGACCUGGGCAACGUGCGCAUACGCGCCCUCAGCCCCAACCGGCCGCAUCUUAGCCCCACCCGCAUGUACGAGGUGGCGUCUGCGUCAGACCAGGAGCUCUACCUGUUCAGCGUCAACGGCACUCACCUGCACACCAAGAACCUCAUCACCGGAGACUACAUCUACAACCUGACCUACUCAGCCGACGGGCACGUCAUCGGCGUCACCGGGAGCAACGGCGACUCCGCCCACAUCCACCGCGACGCCAACGGCGUGCCCCUGUGGCUGGCGGCCCCUGGGGGCCAGGUCUACUGGCUGACCGUCAGCAACAACGGCGCUCUGAAGAGGGUUUCCGACCAGGGCCACGACCUUGCGCAGGUCACCUACCACGGAAACACCGGUCUCCUAGCAACCAGCACCAACGAGAACGGCUGGGCCACAGUCUAUGAGUAUAACUCUGAAGGCCAUCUCAUCAAUGUCACUUUUCCAACGGGGGAAGUCAGCAGUUACCACGGUAACAUGGAGAAGUCUGUCAGGGUGGAAGCAGAGACAUCACAUCAAGAGAACUUCAUCACGGCAACCAACUUCUCAGCCGCAAACACGAUCUACACACUGCGUCAAGAGCACUCCCAGAACACGUACCGCGUCAGUGCCGACGGCUCGCUCCGCGUCACGUUCAGCAGCGGCAUGGAGGUGACGCUCAGCACAGAGCCUCACAUCUCCUCCGGCGUGGUCAGCCCCACGGUGGGCCGGUGUAACAUCACCCUGCCCGGGGAGCACGGCCCCAGCCUGAUCGAGUGGAGGCAGAGGCGUGAGCCUGCCAAGGGGAACUACACCACCUACGAGCGUCGGCUGAGGGCUCAUAACAGAAAUCUGCUGUCCAUAGACUUUGACCAAGCCACACGAGUGGGCAAGAUCUAUGAUGACCAUCGCAAAUUUACCCUCAGGAUCCUCUAUGACCAAAUGGGACGCCCCAUUCUCUGGUCUCCUAGUAGCAAAUAUAAUGAGGUGAAUGUGUCUUACUCUGCCACGGGCCUGAUCACCAGCAUUCAGCGAGGAAACUGGUCAGAGAAACUCGAGUAUGACAAUGGAAGAGUGGUCUCCAGAACCUGGGCCAAUGGGAAGAUAUGGAGCUACACCUUCCUGGAGAAGACGGUCAUGCUGCUCCUUCACAGUCAGCGCAGGUACAUAUUCGAGUUCGACCAGACGGACCGCCUCCUGUCCGUCACCGUGCCCAGCAUGGUGAGGCACAGCAUGCAGUCCCUGCUGUCGGUGGGCUACUACCGCAACAUCUACAGCCCGCCGGACAGCAACGGCACCUUCAUCCAGGACUACGCCCGCGACGGCCGCCUGCUCCAGACCCUGUUCCUGGGCACGGGCCGCCGCACCCUCUACAAGUACACCAAGCAGUCCCGUCUGGCCGAGAUCCUGUACGACACCACCCUGGUCACCUUCACUUACGACGAGGCCUCGGGCGUGGUCAAGACCAUCCACCUCAUGCACGAGGGCUUCAUCUGCACCAUCAGAUACAGGCAGACAGGUCCUCUUGUUGGGCGACAGAUCUUCAGGUUUAGUGAAGAAGGGCUAGUGAACGCUCGAUUUGACUACAGCUACAACAACUUCAGAGUGACCAGCAUGCAGGCCAUGAUCAACGAAACACCACUGCCCAUCGACCUCUAUCGCUAUGUGGACGUGUCUGGGCGAGUAGAGCAGUUCGGCAAGUUCAGCGUGAUCAACUACGACCUCAACCAGGUCAUCACUACCCAUGCCAUGAAACACACCAAGAUCUUCAACGCCAACGGACAGGUGAUCGAGGUCCAGUACGAGAUCCUGAAGUCCAUAGCCUACUGGAUGACCGUGCAGUAUGAUAGCAUGGGCCGUACCACCACGUGCGACAUCAGAAUCGGCGUGGAAGGCAACAUCACUCGCUACUCAUAUGAGUACGAUGCUGACAGCCAGCUCCAGAGCGUCUCGGUGAACGACCGCCCGCAGUGGCGCUACAGCUACGAUCUGAACGGCAACAUCAACCUCCUGAGCCACGGGAACAGCGCCCGGCUCACCCCGUUACGCUACGACCUGCGUGACCGCAUCACCAGGCUGGGGGAGAUACAGUACAAAGUGGAUGAGGACGGCUUCCUCCGUCUGCGGGACAACAACGUGUUUGAAUACAACUCCAACACCCUCCUGACCAAAGCUUACAACAAGGUGUCCAAGCAGAGUGUGCAGUACCGCUACGACGGUCUGGGCCGACGGGUAGCCUGCAAGGGGAGUUCCGGCCAGCACCUCCAGUUCUUCUACGCGGAUCUCACCAAGCCAUCCAGAGUCACCCACAUAUACAACCACACCAGCUCCCAAAUCACCUCCCUGUACUACGACCUUCAGGGUCACCUCAUCGCCAUGGAGCUGAGCAGCGGGGAGGAGUACUACGUCGCCUGCGACAACUCGGGCACCCCUUUGGCGAUUUUCAGUAGCCGGGGGCAAAUUGUCAAGGAGAUUUUGUACACCCCUUACGGGGACAUAUACCAGGACUCCAAUCCCUCAUUCCAGCUUAUAAUUGGUUUCCACGGUGGCCUCUAUGACCCGCUGACCAAGCUCGUUCACCUGGGGAGGCGGGACUAUGAUGUGGUCGCGGGCAGGUGGACAACACCAAAUUAUGACUUGUGGUCAGAGCUCAGUGUCAACCCAAGACCCUUCAACCUUUACUCCUUCAAAAACAACUGUCCGGUGGGGGAGCUGCAAGAUGUCACUCGGUUCACAACAGACAUCGGCAGCUGGCUGCAGCUGUUUGGCUUUCAGCUUCACAACGUGGUGCCAGGGUUCCCCAAACCGGACGUGGACAGCACAGAGCAGACAUACGAGCUCAUGAAGACCCAAACCAAAACACAGGACUGGGACUCCAGCAAGGUGGUUUUGGGUAUCCAGUGUGAGCUGCAGAAGCACCUGAGCACAUUCAUUUCUCUGGACCGUCUGCCCAUGACUCGGGCCAGCGGCUCCAUCGGUCGAUACUCGGGCCGAGGGCCGCGCUUCUCCGCCUUCCCCUCGCUGUUCGGGAAGGGCGUCAGGUUCGCCGUGGUGGAAGACCUGGCCACCGCCGACAUCAUCGGGGUGGCCAGCGAGGACAGCCGGCGGGUGGCCACCAUCCUCAACAACGCCGUGUACCUGAGCGGGCUGCACUUCACCGUGGACGGCCGCGACACGCACUACUUCAUCAAGCUGGGCCCUCUGGAGGGAGACCUGAGCGCCAUGGGGGGAACGGGCGGCGGCAGCGUGCUGGAGAGCGGGGUCAACGUGACCGUGUCGCAGAUGACCUCGGUGGUGAACGGGAGGACUAGGCGCUUCGCCGACAUCCAGCUGCAGAGGGGCGCCCUGUGCUUUAACGUCCGCUAUGGGGCCACGGUGGAGGAGGAGAGGGAGCACGUCCUGGAGAUGGCGCGCCAGCGGUCCGUGGAGCAGGCCUGGACUCGCGAGCAGAAGAGGCUACGUGAGGGCGAGGAGGGCGUGCGGGCGUGGACCGAGGGCGAGAGGCAGCAGCUGCUCGCCACGGGGAGGGUGCCCGGCUACGACGGCUACUUUGUCCUGUCCGUCGAGCAGUACCUGGAACUUUCCGAUAGUGCCAACAACAUUCACUUUAUGAGACAGAAUGAAAUAGGAAGGAGGUAACAGUGGAAAGUGUCUACUCCACUCCAUCUCUCCUUCACCAAAGACUGCCUGUUUUUAGACCUUGGAUGAUUUGUUGUACUGUUUUUUCUAGAAUGAUAACUCUGUAAAUAUAUAUUUAAAAAAGAUAAGAAAAACUGGAGAAUUAACUUCCACCUGCCUUUAAUUGUGACAAAUGAUGGUAUUUUAUUAUCGUUCUCUAUGGGGUUUCUUUUUUUCAUAGUAUGGAUGCUGUCAGGCUUGUGCUUCAUUUUCUAUUGCUAAGCGGUUUUGUUUUGGAGUGGCUUAGCUUUUCUACAUUGGGAAUGCCCCUUCCCAUUGGUGUAUAGUAUACAAUAAUUUCGGAAUGGCACAGUAACUGACAUAUAGAAUCUAAAACAAAAUACAGUAUUUGAAUAUCAGUAUUCUAUUUACAUCAAAUGUUUUUAAAGGAGGCCCUUGAGCUGUUGUUUGAGCUUAUACACUGCACAUUCAUAACAAUUAACUAUAUGUGCUGGCUCAUGAAGAAGAGGCCUUGUCAAUUCAACUUGAUGCCAUUCUUUUAUAAUUCUUUAUCUAAUUCUUAUAAUCCCAAAAAAGCCUUCAUUUUUCUUUCACACACAUAUUUGACAAUUAUUAACACAUAAUUUGAGUAAAAAAAUUAUUUGAGUGCGUACAUGGACUUGUACACAUUCAAAAUUGUAAAUUGUAAAUAGAAAGUUCAUAAAAAGCAGCAAAUUGAUAUUAUGUUGUCACCCAUUAAGUGUCAAUAUUGUUAAUCAAUAGAUGCAGUUAUGUUUUUGCAGAGUUAAACAAGUGAUGUAAAAAUAUUCAAGCAGAAAAUCUCUAUAUAGAGUUUACUUUUCUAUGGAUUAUCUAACAUGUUACAGUGCAGAUUAGUAUUAUGUGCAUUAUUCAUAUAUAAUGCAUAAUUUGGGUGAAGCUUGUGCCUUUUUUGUUUAUUUUUUAUGAUUUUUUUAAAGCUUUGAAGUGUGGAUUAGAAGAAAAAAGAACAGUCUUUGUUCCAAACCACCGACAACCUGCUCAAAGCGCUUUGCCAAAAUCUGGAAUUGUUACGGGAAAAUUUUGCAGGUUUUAACAACGUGUUUGUAGAUGAUCAAAAACUGUGAAACAUAUGUUUUGAAUCAUCUCAUAAAGAAAUGAGUAUUCGUAUAUCAUCUUCAGCUACAUGACUCAGCACUAAACUAUCCGGUAGCCGUUUCAGUUAUGCGCCGGGUGUGAAUUGACAGGAGGGGAUAUUCCCUGCCACUGCUCACAUCGUCCACCCUGUUUGAUGAAUUUUCAUCCCAGGCAGAGAUGCUAUCCCUUAUUAUGUUAUAAUAAAUUCUAAAUGACAAAUAUAAAUGAAUACCUAUAUACUUAUAUUUUAUAAUAUAGCGUUACCUUUCAGAUGCUUUUACAGUGCUAUUGUUUUUGCGCCAUUUUGUCUGUGAUCGCUGCAAACAUUACCACCACUCCCUUGGUCUGCGAUCAAUUCUGACUCCCCCCAGUACCUCUUCCCUGUCUUCCUCAUAAUUCGCUGUCUGGUUGUGGGCCCAAUCAUCUGGGAUGUGUGUGUUGACUGAUUUGUUCUGUUGCCUUUAUCAAUGAUGAAAUCAAAGUGUUCGAGAUUUAUGUUUCCUGCAGGUUGCAGCUAGCUAACGUUAGCCAAAAUGACUUCCUUUUAUGAAUCGUAUUAAGGAAUAAUGUGGUUAAUCGCCAUCCAUGAAAGACAGCAAGGUCAGGACAUCAGUCGUGGAAUUUCUGUAGCCUCGAUUUUCGAGGAUGGGCUUGUUCUCCUUGUGUGUUUGGAAUCUUAAUCACUGGGUUUAUAGUACGGUUGUCAAACUCAAUUCUUGGAGGGCAGAGGUCAAUUCUGCUUUUUGUUCCAACCAAUUACCCAAAUUUAAUUUGUCCAAUCGGUUAAGUUGCUCUGUAACAGUUAUGCCAACGUUUCCCAAAAUGCACUGCAGCAAAGUAUUUAAACAUAUCGCACAUAUAGUAUCUUCAGUCAUCAUUGGUUUAAGUAAUUCAUUUUUAAAAUGCUGUAUUUAAAUAGUAAAGAAGUGGAGUUGCUAGAGGAAGUAAAGGCAGAAGGCAGCUAAUCCCAAGGCCCACGGGAGUUGAAUCUGUCAGUCGGGAGAACGAGCACAGCUGGCCCAAGCACCUAGGGAAAACGUCUUCUCAGACUGUUUCCCUCUCACGUCUCUGCCGGGACUUCCCAUACGGUGGAGCACGGACCACAGAGGAGAGUCGGUGGAUAAAUUACUCUUACAAUCACUUAGCAGUGUCAGAGAUAACUAAGUCCAGAUGGAUAACCUGCUCACAUGCCAUUCUUUCCCUGUCCAUAGCACCUAAUGUCAUUUUCACUCAAUUUAAUUGUUCCAUAAAUUCUCUCAAUUGACAUUAAUUCCAUAAGCUGUGUUUUUGUUUUCUACUGAAACAUAUUUUAGUUAUUUAUUGAUUCAUUUAUGUAUGUAUUUAUUUUUAGCUUAUGUGCAGAGAUCCAUCUCUCCUGCAGGAAUAUCAUGCCUGGUUUCUGAUUUGACUUGAGACACGGGCCGAAAACGCUGGUUGAUUGCAGCAGGAUUGCAUACUUGAAAAAGCUGGGCUUAAGACUGUGCUUUACCUGUCGUAGAACAUCAGGUUAGGGUAUGGUUCUAUAGGCUCCUGUACAGCCAUCAUCUCUGCAUUCAUGUGUGUGUCUGCGUGUGUAUGUGUGUGUGUGUGUUUGGGUGUGUGUGAGAGAGAGAGAGAGAGAGAGAGAGAGAGAGAGCCAUCAUUGCUCAACUGUAUAUUUCAGGGGUAGGCAACACUGGUCCUGGGGUGCCACUGAUGUUUAUAGUUUUUCUUGCAUCUGAGUUUGAUCACAAUAGUUUGGUGUGGUCAGCAGGGGCUCUGAAAGCCUAAUAAUUAAUCCAGUUCUUACAUUAUAAUUUUGGAUGAAGAAAAAACCGUGACUGAUCUGGUACUCCAGGAAUAAGACAUUUCCUUACCCUGCUAUCUCAUUCCUGUCUCACAGCUGAAAUGUCCCUUGCUUUAAUGUGCUCAGCCCUGUACUGCUGGUACCUGCAUAUAUGAUAUUUCAUGAUUCUACAUUUCAUGUUAUGUAUUAUUUAUUUUGUAUUGCCAUAUUGGUUUACGUAUUUAAAUGUAUAAACACAAAUUCUAGUCUCAGUUUGAACAUCUCUCUCUCUGCCAUUUGGAUUCAUGCAACACAGAUAACACUGUGACGAAGGCUAGGCCUGUUUGCUGUUUUCUUAACAAGUAAUGUUGGUCAGCUGUUAAUCACCAUGUCAAUUUAUUUAUUUAUUUGUGAAUUUUGUACCAUUGUUCCAGAUUGUAUGUGACAGAGCUAAGCUCAAUGCACAUAUAUCCUUAGAGGUUACUGAGAAGUGUUGCUAACCAUGCGUGUUGUCAUGUAAAUUGUCAUGAGGAGCUUGCUUGCUGGAAGUGUUCUGCAAACGCAGUGUAAUCCUAAAUGAAGCUCAAGUUCUUUCUUUCAGAAUAAUUUCUUUCCCCAUAUGUUAAGAUUGAUUCGGUCUCCUGGUAACAGAGAGAGAAAGCAUAUUGAAGGCACAGUUGCUAGGCAACGAGGUGAUCAUCCGGUCCCUGCCUGUCAGCUGAGUGCAGUCUGCAUUUCCUGCUUGAGGUUUUGGUCCAGAGGGCCAGGUCUGCUCCAAAUCAACCGGCUGUAUAUAGAUAUACAUAAAAACAAAACUAAUAUAUGGCGUGUCAGAUUUCAGUAAGAGAAAGUACUUUGAACUUUAAACUUUUGAGAAAAUAAAUGUGCAAAUUCA